This is a messenger RNA of Trichophyton benhamiae CBS 112371, 1359 nucleotides long. RefSeq lists its product as uncharacterized. Bases 1 to 1359 code for a protein of 452 amino acids. The record is from RefSeq and is a predicted model, not a curated record. The transcript is spliced from 3 exons. NCBI's taxonomy places the organism in Eukaryota, Fungi, Ascomycota, Eurotiomycetes, Onygenales, Arthrodermataceae.
AUGCCAGAGACAAAUGGUGCCAGCAUGGACCAUCCAGUCUUGAAGAUGGCGGUGGCCAUCUUUUCUUUCGUAUAUGGUAUAUUCACGUUGGUGCUAUACGGACUCACUGCAAUCCUCAGUGGUGUGCCGUUUCGACAAACCACUGAAAAGGAACGGUUGGAGUUUCAACUCGCGUCAGAUAGAUUCUGGAAUCUCUCAAAGAACUGGAAGAAUUUCUCACACCGGUUUAUGACUUUGCGGAAUGGGUUCAAAGUCCACUAUCUUGCAAACGUCUCGCCUGAUGAAACUGUCGCCUCAAACACUGGGAACCAGCCAUUGGUUAUAUUCCUGCAUGGAUUUCCGGAUAGCUGGGCCAUAUGGCGGCACAUCCUCUCGUCGAGCUCAAUUGGAGACAAGAGUGUGAUGCUUGCACCGGACCUACCUGGGUACGGGGGCACGGAUUCGUUGGACGUAUAUGGCCCUACAGAAAUCCUGGAGACGUUGACAGAGUUCAUAGUCACCGUGAGAGACCAAUACAAUGUCUAUGAUGGUGAUGGCCGAACCAAGAGGAGAGUUAUUAUAGUAGCUCAUGAUUGGGGAGCGAUACUCGCUUUUCGCCUAGCUGCAGAAGCCCCCCAGCUAGCAGAUAGGUUCAUUAUCUCCAAUGGAGUCCUGUCUAUCAAGGCUCUAGCCCCAGUACUCCGCCAACUGAAGAAGUCCCAGUAUAUAUUCGUCUUCCACCUACCCGUACCGUUAGUUCGCUAUGUUGGUCACGGAGGCAAUUAUUCGUUUUUAAGGGCGAUCCACGAGCUAGCUGCAGGGAAAACCGCUGAAUUUACAGUCCGAGAUGCACAAGAAGCCAUGGCCAGCACUCUUGGGCCUAGCAUUGAAGAGCUCAAGACCAAGACGGCGGAGGGAGAGACAUACUCUGAAUCUGUUCGCAUUCGCGCUGAGCAAGGGAACUUCAAGGACACAACGUCAUACUACCGGCAUGGAGCAGUGUCAGGCCCUUGGCAUAAGUCUCUGGAAACCAUCUCUGCUUUACAUAGCAUCUGCCCUGACGAACGCCGGAGAACAAGCUGCGGAACAGGCGUGUUCGACCCUGCCCCUGGGGCUCUAAAAGCAAACGCCACAAUGCUAUGGGGCAUGAAAGACCCUGCAAUCGAUAAUCAUUUGGCCCUGGAUGGAAUAGCCGAUCGACUUAUCCAGGGAAGUCAGGUAAUCGUGCUGCCUCGAUCCGGCCAUUUCACGCCCAUGGAAGUGGAGGGCCGAGGAGCCCUUGAAGAAACAGUUCUAUGGGCCGUCAAUGGUGAGACAGGCGAUGUUGGCCAAGCUGUCUUGUCUGUGUACCCUGAAGCCAGAGUGGUCGCCCGCCAGUAA